AUGCCGCGCGCGGGGGCCGGCCGGCAGGACAGCGCGUCGCCGCACAGCAGUACGGCGUCGCUGCCGCCCAAACGCGCGCCCUCCCUGCGGCGCUCGCAGCUAGAGUCACGGCUGCUGGCAGGCAGCCAGGGCGAUGUCGAGAUGCUCUUGAAUCCACCGCCCCGGCCUGUACACGACAACCCCUUUCUCCCGGGCGAUACCGUGCUAUGGCUGGAUGGGCGUUUGCCCGAGUCCGGCACACACACCCGCCCGAUCGAGGACCACGUCCAGGCGAUCCUCACCUACCUGUCUGACCCCGAAAAAGCACGCGUUUGCGCUGCGAUGCAAGAGGUCGAGACGCCCGACUACUGUGCGGCCGAUGCGCCCACGAGCCUCGGCAAGACACGCGGUGCAUCCUUACAGCCGCAGCGCGACACAUCCGACGCGGCGUACCUCGCGCGGCACUUGCGGCAUGAGCGCAACGAAAAGAAGCUGCGGCGUCAGGAGAAGGACGCACUCGUGCGCGACCGCAAGCGCCUCAUUGCACAGAUCGCAAGCAUGGAACAAGUCGACGUCGCGCUGCUCGUCCCUGCGCUGGCGGCGCGCGAGGCCGAGCGGGGCGCCGCGCCUCGCGACGAAGACGAGCUGCUUGCGCACCUUGGAAACUUGCGUACGGAACUCGUGAGCGACGCCAAGGCGACGCUCGCACGCUACGACAAACUCCUGCCCGACGAGGCGCAGCGCGGUGCACCGAGCGAAAUCCGCGCCUCGCCGGCGCCCAAAACACGCGCCUCGCCUACGCCGCUCGUCGCCGAUCCCCCCGUGCCCCGGGUGGUGAAGGAGCGGACGUGUGCACUUGGCGCGCACACCAGCACGCCGUACACGACGCCGCCCCGCCGCGUGGGGCCGACGCUCGCCGAGCUCGCCCAUACGCCGCGCGAUGCUUCCCCGACACCGCCCGGCUCCGUAUACCCCCCGCAUCCGCCCAAGCGGCGCAAUUCCUCGCGUAGAAAGGCCACCAGUGCGUUUGGCGAGCGCGUGCCCGACUAUGCGGCGCACCGCGAGCCCUUCGACACGGCCAUGGCGCACUUUCUCCACGGUGCGGAAACCCCUCCAUAA
This is a messenger RNA of Malassezia japonica, 1098 nucleotides long. RefSeq lists its product as uncharacterized. Lineage: Eukaryota; Fungi; Basidiomycota; Malasseziomycetes; Malasseziales; Malasseziaceae. The record is from RefSeq and is a predicted model, not a curated record. The transcript is spliced from 2 exons. Bases 1 to 1098 code for a protein of 365 amino acids.